Lampris incognitus (smalleye Pacific opah) is the source of this 3120-nucleotide messenger RNA. RefSeq names its product USP6 N-terminal-like protein. Lineage: Eukaryota; Metazoa; Chordata; Actinopteri; Lampriformes; Lampridae. Bases 250 to 1986 code for a protein of 578 amino acids. The transcript is spliced from 14 exons. The record is from RefSeq and is a predicted model, not a curated record.
GACAUAUCGGCCACGCGUGCCACGCCGCCGCGCCUGCUCAGAAGGCGGCUGACGGCCGUAGCAAAGCCCCAUCCCAUCUGUCACAGCCGUGCGGCUACCCUGCGGAGGACGGCUAUUGUUUUAAACUUGACGAUUUGUGACUGCACCGCUGGAUGUGAAAGUCCACGACCGACAAAAUAAUGCCCAGAAGAACUGAAGCUUUGUUACUGCACGGAUAGCGCAGAAACAUAAAGGAGAAACGAUAUUGACAUGAAGAAAGACAUUGAGACACUGAUAGCAGAGGAACGUGCUGACAUCAUCUUGAAGUAUGUUACGGGCAGACAGGAGGGGGUGGAGAUUGACCCCUGGGAGGAUGCUGAUUACAACAUCUACAGAGUCACUGACCGUUUUGGCUUCAUGCAUGAGCAUGAGCUGCCGGCCCCUACUGCACACGAAGAGAAGCGGAAGCAGCUCGAGAUAGAGAGAGUGGAAAAAUGGCUCAAGAUGGUGAAGAAAUGGGAUAAAUACAGGAAUAGCGACAGGAUGGUGAGGAGAGUGUACAAAGGCAUACCCCUACAGCUGAGAGGCCAGGCUUGGGCCCUGAUGCUUGAUGUGGAGAAGAUCAAGAAGGAGAACGAGGGAAAUUAUGAGAAAAUGAAAGAGCAAGCCAGACUGUACUCUACUGAGAUCAAACAGAUAGACCUGGACAUCAACAGAACCUUUCGGAACCACAUCAUGUUCAUGGACCGCUUUGGGGUCAAGCAGCAGUCUCUGUUCCAUGUCCUUUCUGCAUACUCAGUUUACAACACAGAGGUGAGCUACUGUCAGGGAAUGAGUCAGAUCGCUGCCCUGCUACUCAUAUACAUGAAUGAGGAAGAUGCCUUCUGGGCCCUGUCGCAGCUGCUGACUGACCAGAAACAUGCCAUGCAUGGUUUCUUCAUCCCUGGGUUCCCAAAACUGCAGAGAUUCCAGACACACCACGAUCAGAUUAUCUCCAAACUCAUCCCCAAGCUGAAGAAGCAUCUGGACAGAGAGCAGAUGUCAGCAGGGAUUUACUGCACAAAAUGGUUCCUUCAGUGCUUCAUUGACAGGACGCCAUUCACCCUGACCCUUCGCCUGUGGGACAUCUUUAUCUUGGAGGGAGAGAGGCUGCUCACUGCCAUGUCCUACACCAUCCUGAAAAUACACGCCAAGCGUCUUCUGAAAAUGUCUCUGGAGGAGCUCAGGGAGUUCUUGCAGGAGAGGAUCGCUCAGACCUUCUUCCACAGUGAUGAUGUCAUCAUAGAGCAGCUGCAGAACUCCAUGGCCGAGCUCCGCAAGAUGAAGCUCGACCUUCCCCCCCCAGGGAAACCUGAGGAACUACCCCGUAAGCCCUUAGGCCAAGAGCCCCCAGUGCUGCUGAGUCCACUCCGCUGCCCCAGAGGGAAGUCAUCAUCAGCCAGAGCAGGCUUUGGUCUCCACAUAAUCCCUCAUCUCCCAGACACCGUAUCCCCUGACCAGAGCCCUUCCAAGGACCUCAGGGAUCUGGAGGCCCCCUUGCCUUCACCGAACCCCAUUAUCAUCCACAGUCAAGCCCCCCUCACGCCGGAUGGCUCCCCACUAACAGGGCCUCCCCCUUACCAACCACCCAGGAGUGAGCCAGCGGUUAUAAAGGAACAUGGGUUAAAGUCAUCCAACCCACACUUACCAGACCAUAGAGAGGGGAGGGAUGGGGCUGUACUUGACCCAGAGGUUACUAGGGAAAAUCAGUCAAUGACACAGAAAAAAGACACACAUUCAGACCAAAACAGAGAUGACCCUACUGUCCAAUUGCCCUGCAUGGUCCCGAGAACUCUCUCGGCACCCAUAGUCCAGGAUGCCCUGCAAAUGUCUGGCCUUCCUCGGUCUGAGAGCCGGUCAGUGGCAGAAAGGGGAGAGGACAGCUAUUUGGCCCAGUUGUUGGAACAUGCCUCUGUUCUGGCUGUUGAUAAGAAGAGGGCCCAGGACACAGAUGGGGGCUCUGAAUAGGCAUAGAGGGAGCCUAGCUACAAAGGUUGUGUCACUGCCAUCUGCUGGUCCAAUGGAAACCUUAUAGGACUCUACAGCACAUCUACAUCUGAUCCUGUCUAAAUAAAAAGUCCAGACAACAUGCAACAACCACUGCCAUUUUUUUCACUGUUCAUUAGAGCAAAGAGAGUUGAGAACUUGCUACAUGGUGGAAGACAGCAAGACAUUAUCAUCCUUUAGGACGAGAACAAAUUUUUUUUGUAGCUUUGUAAUGUUUUGUCUUCGAACAAUAUGUUUUAGCUAGGUCAGCCUUUGUAAAAUGUUUGCUACCAGAGUCAUGGUUUUAUUUUUUGUACUUAAGAUGCCUUAUUUGGAUCUGCUUCAGAUUUGGUAUUGAUGCUGUCUACUUUGAUCACUGCAGUGACAGAGAAAGUAAGGCAUGACACAUAAUGGGACAAAAAUAACAUUCAGAUAAUGUAUAGGAUUUGAAACGCUCUGACAGCAUACAAGUUUCCUCAGUGAGCUGGCUCACUGUUAUGAUUGUAAACUAUUGAAGAGGGGUUCAGACAAUUUUAAAUAAAUGUAUGGUUUUAUAGGUCAAUAAUUUAUUGUUUAUGCUCAUAGGGAGGCAUGAUCUGGGUCAUUUCCAGUGAUCAGUCAUAGGUUCAAUGUUUUAGCAACUAAAAUGUGCUGUGGAGCAUUUUGAGCUUCUGCAAUGAAGAGUAAGAUGAAAAUAUUAUUCUUAUUUCUUUCAUUAUCCUUUUGAGAUGGAUUAUAAGACAUUGGAUGUAAAAUAUUGGCUUUCAACAAUGUAUUUGAAGUGUAUUUUAAAUAUAGAAUUUGUAGAGUCUAUAGGUAAGAGUCAGGCCCAUGUUUCCUGUCUGAAGUUAGCAAUACAUUUGAGCUAAUGUCCGUGGUUAGCUCCAUGCGCCAUGAUUAGAAAUAGUAAACAUUGCCCUCUCGUGGCUAGGUUAGGUAAAGCAUGUUUUUUUCUGUGUUGGCACAGAAAGUGGUACAAGUUGUUGGAUAAUGUCCAGCCUUUGAAAUCAAACCUCUCAAAGGCUCGCAGCAGAGGAUCACUGUUUCUAAAACUCUCUUCUCAGAUAUUGCUAAUCUCUAAUGCACUUUUGAAUCUGAAACAAAAUUAAAAAUUCA